Molecule: messenger RNA, 743 nt
Organism: Orbicella faveolata
Lineage: Eukaryota; Metazoa; Cnidaria; Anthozoa; Scleractinia; Merulinidae
Source: RefSeq, a predicted model, not a curated record
AUUUUUUUUGACCAAGGCUCCCCUGGCUGGAUGUCUGGAUCAGUGAAAAGCAGUGAUUUACCUUCUGCUGUGGCCAGUCAGAUUCAUGAAAGACACAAUUAUCAGAGAGAGGACACUCAGCGUUCCUUUGGUCAUAGUGGGCCACCUUCAUUCCUGAAAUACUGUCAGCCACCUUUUCCUGCAGGCCCUCAGACUCAAGCUCAAACUUAUCAGACAAGUCACCCUCAGAGCUCCUCUGGUCAUGGCAGGCCACCUUCAUUAGUGGAACACAAGCAGUUGCCUUUUCCUGCAGUCCCUCAGACUCCAGCUCAAACGUAUCAGACAAGUCACCCUCAGAGCUCCUCUCAUCAUGACAGGCCACCUUCAUUACUGGAACACAAGACAGGCUCUCAGACUCCAGUUAAAAAGUAUAAGACAAGUCACCCUCAGAGUUCCUCUGGCUGCUGGGCUUCAUCAAUGGAAUACAGUAGGUUUCCUUGUACCCUGGCUGGUCAGACUCAUGGAGGACCAAGUUAUCAGAUAUGGCACUAUGAAACAGAGGCUGCAGUUGGAUGCAGGAACAGAUUGAUGAAUUUAAUUAGUUCUUUUUCUCUUUUUCAUAGCUUGGGGAAAACCUGGAAGUCAUGAAAUUUAUUCCACAGGUCAGUGUGGAGAUUCUGCAGAGCCUGCAGUGAGACAGAUCACAAGUGAAUCUUCACUUCCCCCAGGUGAGCAUGUAACAACAACACUAGCCUAAGGAUGUG